Paraglomus occultum is the source of this 435-nucleotide messenger RNA. Lineage: Eukaryota; Fungi; Glomeromycota; Glomeromycetes; Paraglomerales; Paraglomeraceae. The record is from the annotation of a GenBank genome assembly.
AUGAGCCCACAAUACUACCCGUUUGAUAAAAAAUCGAGUCUUACAUUAGAAGCCUUGAGAACAUCUGCAAACAAGCCAGAUUUCUGUGCCCGUCUGAAGGUGGAGCAUCAUGAAUAUAUUGAAUUGGUUUUUGGAAAGUUUUCGCAGCUAGAUGCACCACCACAGAAGCAUUGUGAUGACUGGAAUAAGUUGGUCCGCUCUGGCAAGGAUAGCAUCGACAUGCUUCGUGAUGUUUGUUUUCAUCAGGAAAUAGAAGAUAUUAUAAGAAAAGCACUUCGACUGAAAACCUGCAUGGAAAACAUUAUGCGUAAAGUGGAAAAAGCGCUGACUGAAAGCACAUCUCUACCGGUCAAUGAAAGUAACGAUGCAUUAGAGAGAGCAUGUCUAUAUAGCAUCAACGACCGAUUUCCACAAAAAAGACAAUCACAUAACUGA